AUUUUCUGGGAAGUCCUGAUACGUGGAGUAGUUGGCAGGUGGUUGAUGAUGCUUCUCUGUGUUCUGGUGACAGCAAAUCCUGCUGAGGGAGCAGGAAGGGGCUGUAGGGCAGAAUGUGGGGACUUGAAAUCCUAAUUCAUGGAGCUGAUGGGGAAGGAGGCUCAGAUGUCUGGAAUGAGCAGGGGCUUUUCUAGCUGCCUUCUCAGAGGAGGAGGGAAAGUGGUAGAAAAUGAGAUUCAGGCAAGAAUAGACAACAUAUUCAGCAACUUGGAACGUCUGGAAAUCCUGUCCAGCAAAGAACCUCCCAACAAGAGGCAGAAUGCCAAACUGCGAGUGGACCAGCUGAAGUACGAUGUGCAGCACCUGCAGACAGCCCUGAGGAACUUCCAGCACCGCCGGUACCUGCGGGAGCAGCAGGAGCGGCAGCGCGAGGAGCUGCUGGCCCGCACCUUCACCACCAACGACUCUGACACCACCAUCCCGAUCGACGAAACCUUGCAGUUUAAUGAAUCCCUGCAGAGUGCCCACCGAGGCAUGGAUGAGCUUAUUGGCAGUGGCACCAACAUCCUGCAGGGGCUGAGGGACCAGAGAGUCACAUUAAAGGGCACUCACAAGAAGAUCCUGGACGUUGCCAACAUGCUGGGCCUGUCCAACACAGUGAUGCGGCUGAUCGAGAAACGCGCCUUCCAGGACAAGUUCCUCAUGCUGGGAGGGAUGGCCGUGACCUGCCUCAUCAUGUUCCUCAUCGUGCAGUACCUGACAUGAGCUGCUGACCUGCUGCAAGAGGACUGGCUGUCUCCAGGACUGACCUUCCUCUGGCUGCUGCUAUGGAUGAGCCCUUCCCGUGGACUUCAGAGUUUACAAAUCCCGCUCAGACAGUGUCCCGUGGAAAGCACGUCGGGAAACAGACGUGUCUGGGGACGCCGUGCUUGAGAAUGGCCCUGUGAAAAUAACCCCUGGCCUUUACUGCUCUCCCCUCAAGCCUGCAGGUUUAAUGGCCUGGUUAAUAGGAAGCAGAAGUGAACCUUGUCCCUUUGGGCACACGGGGAUGGGAGGAUGCAAAGGCACAGCCUAGGAUGCAGCGAGUCUUUCUUGAGCUGGCCAGCACUGACCUGACCCUUGCAUUUUGCAGUGCACAGAGAAUUCACGGUGUUCACGGGCCUGAGUUCAGCCUGUGGUGUGCAAAAAGAGCUGUCCAGUGAAGGGCUCUCAUCUGCGGUUCCAUUUGUGUGGUGGAGGAGGAGGAUGUGUGGGGAAGUGUCUUAGAACACGGUUAUAACCUCAGUUAACUUCACACACAGUAUUAACCAGCACAGAUCUCUGUUUUGGGCUGAAAUGCUGCUCUGCUCAUCUGAGGGAUGUUCUGGUACCUCUCUGUGCCCUGCUGCUUCCCAGGGGAUGCUGAGUGCCACGCUCCCUCCUGCUUCCACUGAGAUGCACAUCAGGUCUGUGGCAUCUCCCUAGGCCUCCUGCCAAAUCCAGAAAUGACAUUUCUAAUGCUGGAGCACGGAGGUGUGGGGAGCUGUGUUCAUUUCCUGAGGUGCUGGUUGGGUUUGGGCCUCUGGAGCUGGAACUUCUGAGUGGAUGGAGCAGGUGAGUCGCCCUGUAAUCCCUGGAGGGGUGGGGUUGUUCACAGAGCUGGAGCAGGUUCUUCACCCCAGAGGAAUGGUGGGAUCAGCACAACAGGCCUGGCACUGAAAAUCAGCUUGGUCAGGAGAGUUUCCUCAAGUUUGUGCCUUGGGAUGGUGACGUCCCCAUCCUUGGGGGGGACAUUCCCUGUGGUCCCCUGUGCACCUGUGGAGUCCUGUGAAGGACACUCAGAUGUGUCACCUCCCAGGGUGGUGCUGCCUCACACUCGUCUCCUUGGGGUCGUUCCCUGUCCCAGUGAAACAUUUCCAAUGUGAGAUCCUUGUCUCAGUCUGGCACUGCUUCCCCUGCAGCCUGGGGGUGUCUGAUAGAGCGGCUAUCCUGGGAUUUUGGGCAUCAUCCAUUUCAAUCACCCUACAAAUCCAUUCCCAUCCCCACUUGUGGCAAGUCUGGAGCACUCCCUGAUGUCUGACAGUGGCACAGAUGUCUCAGACCCAGAUGAUGUGGCCUCGUGCUGGCAAUUCCUUCCCUGUUUCCUGUCUGGAAUGGUUGUGGGUCUCUAGAUUAGCAACUCAUCACAAGUUCUACAUUCUGUCCUCACUGGACUGAGCUUUGCUUUCAUUACAUGCCCUGUUGCAAACUGGGAGAAAGGGGUUUAAUAACUGAAAAAAUUGUGGAAGGAAUUUUAGGGAAUGUGGGCCAUGAGACAGGGCUGUGCUGGUGAGCAGAGCUGGCGUGGGGCCCAGCCAGACACCCAGAGUGACCAGUGGCCCCUGUUCAUGGGCUUCCCCAUGUGUUUGAUACUUCUGAAGUGUUUCCUGCUCUCAGAGUUCCCCAUUUGUCCAGGUUUUCCAAGGAAAUACUGUAGCAGAGGAAGCGUGGAACUGCGUGGUUUCCAUUUGAGCCCAAGGGAGUAAGGAAUUAAAAGGAAAAUAGGGAAGCUGCUGUGAUGGAGCAUCUGUCGCUGUGUAAUAGAAAUCAAAAAUCCAAAUUUGCCUGAAAUUUAUUUUGGAUAUGAAAUCUGAUGGAUUCGGCCCUUGAGAGGGCAGCUGUGCACUUGUAAGGGGUCCCUGGCAAAUCUCAGUUCCGACGAACUGAUCAAAUUCCACUGGAUUUUACAGUGUUGGGGUUUAGGGUUUAGGGCUGUCAUUGUUUGAAGUUUCUGUAGUUGCGACCUGGUGUGGGAGGGUUUGUCUUACACCAAGGUGAGACUCUGGCCAAUCUCCUUCCUUUUGGGCUGUGGUAAGAGCCAUAAGAUACUUGGAACUGGAUUUUUUUCUCUUUCUGAGCCUUGCUUGGCAUUUUAAUAGAUGUCUUCCUGUUGAUUUAUUUUCCCUUCUGGAGUCUCCUUGUCCCUGCACAGGCUGAUUUCCCCUUGGUGAGCCAAGUGUCCUUGCUACCCGUGGCACCCAAAGGUGGCACAUGGGGCUUGAAGGAACCACCUGGGGAACUGGAUUUGGGGCCGUGUGACAUCACACACAUUUGAAGCUCCUGUAAAGUCCAAAGAGAUUUCUGAGGGCACCUCAGGUGGUUUGUGUGAAACCCAAAACCCUCCAUUGCAGUGGGACAUGGCAGGGACACGGGUGGUUCCUCCAAGCCCCGCAUCCCCCCUUUGGAUGCAGUGGGAAAUGAUCUGGAUUGCCCUGGUGGGAUUGUGGUUCCUGCCAAAGGAAAUGGGCUGGAGCUGCAGCCCUGGAGGCUUUGCUGCUGUAGCUUGGGUUUUUCCUUCCUCACCGAACACCUCACUUCUGCUUCCAAACUGCAGCACGAGUUCCAGCUCUGGGGUGAGCUGCUCUCUCAGGAGGGGACUCUGUGGGAAUUCCCUUGCCUCUGGAAUAAAACUUUUUAUCAGUAUUUUAUACGUAAAGGAGCAAGGGUGGGAUGUGAUUCAUGUGAUGUUCUGUGAAUAAAGAUUUUUUUUCAACCAAAA
Hirundo rustica (Barn swallow) is the source of this 3517-nucleotide messenger RNA. RefSeq names its product golgi SNAP receptor complex member 2 (gene GOSR2). Gene Ontology annotation, molecular function: SNARE binding; SNAP receptor activity. Gene Ontology annotation, cellular component: ER to Golgi transport vesicle membrane; Golgi apparatus; SNARE complex. Lineage: Eukaryota; Metazoa; Chordata; Aves; Passeriformes; Hirundinidae. Gene Ontology annotation, biological process: intra-Golgi vesicle-mediated transport; vesicle fusion. Bases 139 to 765 code for a protein of 208 amino acids. The record is from RefSeq and is a predicted model, not a curated record. The transcript has 5 exons.